Molecule: messenger RNA, 2608 nt
Organism: Vespa velutina
Lineage: Eukaryota; Metazoa; Arthropoda; Insecta; Hymenoptera; Vespidae
Gene: Csp
Product: dnaJ homolog subfamily C member 5
Exons: 5
Coding region: 209-841 (210 amino acids)
Biological process (GO): regulation of neuromuscular synaptic transmission
Cellular component (GO): type Is terminal bouton
Source: RefSeq, a predicted model, not a curated record
UUCGGUACUAAAAUAUUGAAUCGGUUUCGAUGUCUGCCCAAAGCCAUAUUACCAAGAAGUGCGCGUAUUUUCUUUAUAGGCAAGAAACCUUUGGAAAAAUGUUUGCGUAGUGAAACCAUUCAUCUUCGCGUAAUCGUAUGUAUCGGUAGUCCGUGCGAAAUUAGUCUAAUCAAUUUUGACGUAUUUUCUAUAAAAUUAACAAAACACCAUGGAUAAGAGAAAAAUGUCCACUUCGGGGGAUUCCCUCUAUCAAAUUUUGGAUAUCCCUAAGACAGCAACGCCUGAAGAAAUAAAGAAAACUUACAGGAAACUAGCGCUUAAAUAUCAUCCUGAUAAAAAUCCAAAUAAUCCUGAAGCGGCAGAGAAGUUUAAGGAAAUAAAUAGAGCGCACGCCAUAUUAACGGAUUUAACAAAACGCAAUAUAUACGAUAACUAUGGAUCUCUUGGCUUAUACGUUGCCGAGCAAUUUGGAGAAGAAAAUGUUAAUGCUUACUUUGUUGUAACUUCAGGAUGGUGCAAAGCACUACUUGUAUUUUGUGCAAUAAUCACCGGUUGUUACUGUUGUGCCUGUUGUUGUUGUUGCUGCAACUGCUGUUGCGGGAAAUGCAAACAGGCACCUCCUGAAGACAGUGGUACAUACCAUAAUUUACAGGAGGAAGAAAGUGACGAAGAACCAGUGACCGUUCAACCUCAGGGUGGUGCAUCGCAGGGUGCAACUUCUAAUCCUCAACAAGUCUUUGCCAUGCCACCACCUCCAUCUGCAGCUCCAGUGAACGAGAGUACGAACUUGAACAGUGGCGGAGAACGUGUGAUUUAUACUACCGGUAUUUCAACUUCUUAAGUUUAGAUGUAAAAAGUAGCCUUUAUUUAGCACCAAGUCAAUGUUGGCACUUUUGAUAUUUCUCUUUUUCUUGUAUCAUUCGAUAAUAGAAAAAGAGGAUAAAUGAGUGGCAAAUAAGGAACAAGUCGUCCAUCUAAAUUUUUUAAAGUCAUAAUAUGACGUAAAUAGCACAAAUUUAAAAAACAUAAGCGUACUCUUUUAAAUACUGCACAAAAUAAAUUCCAAAUCGAAAUAGAAUCUCGAAUUUUGUCGACGAUACCGAACGCAUGCGCUUGUAUUAUUAUUAUUAUUACUAUUAUUAUUAUUAUUAUUAUUAUUAUUAUUAUUAUUAUUAUUAUUAUUAUUUUUCUAUCUGAUACAAGAAGUCCUAUAAAAAGAAAAGAAAAAACAAAACAGUACGUUUGUCAUGAAAUUACAAGUGAAUAGAUUUCGAGAAAUCGUGAAUAAAUUUGUUAUAGAUCAUAGUAUCAAAUAUUCCAACUACUUGAUAUAAUUUUAUAUUAAUAAUAACAAUAAUAAUGAAAAAUUAUCGAGUGAUAUAUGUAAUCGUACGAAAAAUAUGGUUAAUUAAUUAUCACUAAAGACGUCUUGUGUUAAUUUAAUGAUAUAUAUGUUAAUUGAUUACCUGGUUAAUAGCUGCUUCCAUUUUUUAAUUGUUUGGUGAUUGUGUUUACGUAUUUGUUUGCCUGAAUUUAUUUAUCUCUAUAUUCAUAUACACGAUUUCGUUUGCGUUUAUAUUCUCUUACUUUAGACGUACAUACAUACUUGGCUAUUUAAAUAUUUUUCUUUCCUCUCUUCGCGGCUUUUUUGAUUUAUGUAUUCAUAGACAAAAAUAAUUUCUUAAUGCGUAAUCAUCAUAUAUAAGUUCUCCUUAAUUAUAUGUAAAUAUAUAUAAUAAAUUUUGAUUAUUAUUAUUUUUUUAAUCCGUCAAAGAAGAAGGGCGAAUUAAAACGAAGCAACCAAAAAAAAAUAUUUAAUUUUUUUAUAAUUUUUGCGAUUCUUUACUUUUUAUUUGUACUUAUUUUCUUUGUCUUAUUUUUCCAACUUUGGUCAGCGAUAAUUUAAGCGUUUGAAUAUUGUCUAUAUCUUUAACGUGCUUAAACGCACAAUUGACUUUUAUAAAUAAUAUAUAACAACAAAAUAUAUAUCAAAAUACUUUCUGUAUUUAGAUAGUACUAGCAUUAUUACACGAACUAUCGCUGCCAAAGAAAUUAUCAAUAGAAAAAUGUUUUUUUGUUUUUUUGCAUGUAAUUAUAUAUAUUCUUCCUGAUAACGAUAAAAUAAUUAAUGUCAUAAGAAUUACCGUUGAAGUAAUAUCAAAUGUAUCUUGUUUUUAAUCAUUCUUUUAAUAAUUUACUUCUUGGUCAGUUUUUAUCGUUUUUAAUAUAAAAUGAGUUAUAUUACUUUUUUUUAUGUCAUUAAAAAAAAAAAAAAGAAAAAAAAAGAAGAGAAAAAAAAACAAUUUAAUCAAUCAUUCCUAGUAGUACUUAUAAAACACUUUACUUUUGUAUAUAAGGAGAAAUCUUAUAAAGGCACAGCUUUAAACAGACUUAGUUGUAAUUUGCAUAUAUUGAUUACAACCUUUAUCUCAUCCACAUAAGCUAUCCCUUUUUAAGUUGCUUAUACCUCAUAUAUGUAUAAUAUUUGAUUCGUUCUCUUAAUGAGGAUAGACCAAAUUUUAUAUCUAACUAAAUUUUUCCUCCUAGCUGCUUCGACGAAUCCUUUCAUAGCAUCAACAACUGGAGCAAGCAUUGGUACAGGACCAAC